Messenger RNA from Micropterus salmoides (largemouth bass), 9221 nucleotides. It is a transcript of the gene piezo1, whose product is annotated as piezo-type mechanosensitive ion channel component 1. Gene Ontology annotation, cellular component: plasma membrane; endoplasmic reticulum. Gene Ontology annotation, molecular function: monoatomic cation channel activity; mechanosensitive monoatomic ion channel activity. NCBI's taxonomy places the organism in Eukaryota, Metazoa, Chordata, Actinopteri, Centrarchiformes, Centrarchidae. Gene Ontology annotation, biological process: cellular response to mechanical stimulus; detection of mechanical stimulus; regulation of membrane potential. The coding region runs from base 455 to 8209 and encodes 2584 amino acids. The transcript is spliced from 54 exons. The record is from RefSeq and is a predicted model, not a curated record.
GCAGCUCGUGGAGAAUAGCUCCUCUAUGAACGCCCUUCAGACAGACUUGCCUGUGAAUCACAUUUUCCACCUACAACACUGUUGCUUCAGACUGGGCCCCUCCGAAGGAACACAUGCACGCAAAAAGCCUUCUCCCUCGCCAAUAAAAUCACCGAGACGGGCCGAUCUGCUGCCGAGCGCUGUGAACACACACGAUCAAUACAAUCGACUCAGUGGAAACUUUUGUUUGGACUUGAAGACUUUCCACUAAAGUUUUUUUCCCCCCUUCUUUUUGAUGGGAGAUCAUGUGCGAAUAUCGGAGUAAUGGCCUAUUCAUUCCUCUGUCACAUUUAAUCAAUCAACCCCGAUGGAACCUUUUAAGUUAGCGAACCCGUUUCUGCCCUGAUCAAUGGUAGUUAUUGAUCUACUGGCUAUUGUUGUUGACGAUCAGGAGUGAGUAAUCGUCCGCGCUGACAUGGAUCUUCAGGUGGUUGUCUGGCUGUUCUACAGCUUUCUGCUGCCCACUGUGCUGUUAACAGCUUGUCUUUUUCGCUACAACAUCCUGUCGCUGGUUUACUUCCUCUACCUGCUGCUGCUGCCAUGGUUCCUGUGUCCCAACAAACACACCAUCAGAGGGCACACAGGUCGGUUUAUCAAAGCGGUAUUCUGUACCAGUCUGCUGUUUGUGCUGGCUCAUAUCUGCUUCCAGACAGUGCUAUACACCUACCCUCCUCUCAACAUCGCCAUAGGUGAUAACUGUUCACAAUGGGACACCAUAACCAGACAUAUAGGACUGUCCAGGCUUCCCCUGGAUGAUCCUUGGAGUGUGUUACGCCUUCUGUGUCCUGACCUGGGUGUGUGUAUGGUUGCCUUGGUAACAGUCAUCCUCUGCAGCAGACUGGUCAGGAACAGAGAGAUGGUGGCUGCUGCCAACAUUACAUCGCUAGAAGGUGAUCCAACAGACAAAACCACAGAUGAUGAGGAGGAGGAGGAAGAGGAAGAGGAGGAAGAGGUAUCAGGAGAUGAAGAUGAAGAAGAGAGGUCAUUAACUGGUGAACCUGACGAGGAGGUUUCCACAGCAACCAGAGCCAAGCAGCUGGCUGAGCGUCUGAAGGCCACAGCCCGGAAAGUUCUGCGGGACCUGGGGAGAAUCUUGGCCGUCAGCCUGCUGGCGUUGGCUGGCAUCACACUGCCCUCUGCCUUCUCGGCCAUCUACUUCCUGCUCUUCAUCGGCGUGUGCACAUGGUGGGCAUGCCACCUUCCCAUGAGUUCCCUGGGUUUCAAUGCACUGUGUGUGAUGGUGGGCUUCUUCACUUCUGGUCACAUGGUUUGUCUGUACUUGUACCAGAGUCUGCUGGCCCAGGCCCUGUUUCCCCCACACAGUCUGUGGGCCAGACUCUUUGGUCUGAAGGACAUCAUCAUACCAGGGAACUGCUCCUCGCCCUAUGACCUCAACCUUAAUGCAGAUCAUGAUUGGCCAGUUUAUGUCAACCCAGGAAUACUGUUCCUCCUCUACAUUACCAUAGCAACUGUUAUCAAGACGGGAUGUCAUGGAGCUCCUAACCAGCAGCAGCAGCAGCAGCAGCAGCAGCAGCAGGGGAACAGGGAGGAAUUAAAGGAGGAGAUGGUGGAGUUAAGGUCAUGGAAUCAACAGAAAGAUAACCAUGAAGAUGACACACAGCUCAUGCUCCAGUCUGUGGGGGCAGAAAACAGCAGUGGAGGGACCGUGGCUGCAGAGAGUCAGCCAGAUCUGGGUGUUUGCAACGCUCCCAGUGGCCAACAGAGUGAAAGUCCAUUUUUCCUGCUGGGAAAAGUGGUCAUGCAGCAGAGCUAUGUCUGCGCUCUCAUAGCCAUGAUGGUUUGGAGCAUCACGUACCACAGCUGGCUGACCUUUGUGCUGCUGCUGUGGGCUUGUCUCAUCUGGAUCCUGCGUGCCAGACGGCAUGCAGCCACGCUGUGCUCUCCGUUUAUCCUGCUCUAUGGCCUGGCUCUGUGUUGUCUGCAGUACGUCUGGGCCAUGGAGCUUCAGCCUGAACUGCCCACCACUGUGGGAACCAUGAGCCUCAGACAACUGGGACUUGACAGAGCCCAGUACCCCUGCCUAAGACUAGGAGCCAUGCUUCUGUUCACUUUAACCUUUUGGCUGUUAGUACGUCAGUCAGUGAAGGAAAACUUCAGCAUGAAGAGGAAACUGGCCACACCACUACAGGAAGUCACUACAGGAGAAGAGGGGGCAGCUAAUGAGUCGGUGCUGAAGGUUCUGGGAGGCAUGGUGAUGAGCUGUUACGCCAAAUACUGGAUCUACGUGUGUGGAGGGAUGUUCAUCAUGGUCUCCUUUGCUGGAAAACUUGUUGGAUACAAGAUCAUCUACAUGCUGCUGUUCCUGCUCUGCCUCUGUCUCUAUCAGGUGUACUAUUCUCUGUGGAGGCGUCUGUUGAAGAUCUUCUGGGGGCUUGUUGUGGCCUACACCAUGCUGGUGCUGAUCUCCAUCUACACUUACCAGUUUGAAGACUUCCCUGGAUACUGGAGAAACUUCACUGGUUUCACAGAAGAACAGCUGGCAGCGAUUGGUCUGGAGACGUUUGCUCUGUCCGAACUCUUCACCAGUAUUCUGAUCCCUGGCUUCUUCCUGCUGGCCUGUAUUCUGCAGCUGCACUACUUCCACAAACCCUUCAUGAGAAUCACUGACCUGGAGCAUGUUGCACCUAUACACAAAAAGAAGAUCAGGGAGAGGAGUGAGCAGAUUGGCUCUGGUAACGUGGGGGUGGACUUUGAAGAGGAAGACCUGGUGACUAAUGUCGACGAGGAAUCUGAAGACGAAGCGGUGUUGACACCCAGUAAGUGGGGUCUGGUGGUGGACAGGUUGCUGGUUCUGUCAGGAAGGUUCUCUGACAUUCUCACCAAAAUUCAAGUGUUUCUCUGGAGACUUCUGGAGCUUCACAUCCUCAAGAUGGUGGCCUUCUUCUCUGUGUGGGUUGCACUUGAAGAGCCAUCCGUGAUGAACCUGGUCCUUGUGGUGCUGUGGUCUCUGGCGAUGCCCUACGGUCGCUUCAGGCCCAUGGCUUCCUGUCUGUCUACAGUCUGGGUGUGUGUCAUCAUCGUGUGUAAGAUGCUGUACCAGCUCAGUGUUGUCAACCCUGCUGAGUACUCCAGUAACUGUAGCCUGCCUCUGGAAAAUGAAACCAACAUGUCACCAGAGGAGAUUAGCAACUCCCCUCUGUAUAUGGAGCCAGUGGAUCCAGCCAAAUGGUUUGGCAUCAGGAAAGAUGCCACUGUACUGGGAUACAGCAAGAACCAUUUGAUAGUGCUGAUGUUGUUGGUGUUUGAGGCGACAGUGUAUCGUCACCAGGCUCACCACUACCGCCAGCUCCAACGAUCUCCCCCCACCAUCCCCACUCUGUUUCCCUCCGCCACCAGGGACACUCUAGACCAGGGCCUCAUACCCUGCCUCAAGUACCUGCUCAACUACACCUUCUACAAGUUUGGAUUAGAGAUUUGCUUCCUGAUGACGGUGAAUGUGAUUGGCCAGCGGAUGAACUUCAUGGUGAUUAUCCAUGGCUGUUGGUUGGUAGCCAUCUUGGUGAGGCGGCGACGGGCAGCUAUCGCCAGGAUCUGGCCCAAAUAUUGUCUCUUCCUUUCCAUCUUCAUGAUCUACCAGUAUCUUCUGUGUGUGGGCAUACCGCCUGCUCUCUGUAUAGACUACCCAUGGCGGUGGAAUAUUCCAGUGUUGAUGAACUCGGCUCUCAUUAAAUGGAUCUAUCUGCCUGACUUCUACACUGUGCCCAACUCCAAAAACCUCAUAGCGGACUUUGUGCUGCUGAUGUGUGCAUCCCAGCAGUGGAAGGUGUUUGAGUGUGAGCGCACGGAGGAUUGGAUGGUUCAGGCCGGAGAGAACACAGACGACCCUGACCCAAUGGAAGGUCGACCGUUCAACCCUGCACCCAACUUCAUCAACUGCAGGAGUUACCUGGACAUGGCUAAAGUGUUGGUGUUUCGUCACCUCUUCUGGUUUGUGCUGUCAGUGGUCUUCAUCACUGGGGCUACCAGGAUCUCCGUGUUUGGAUUGGGCUACCUGCUCGCCUGCUUCUUUUUUCUGCUGUUUGGGACCCAGCUAUUGGUCAAACCAUCCAGGACCCGCCUCGCCCUGUGGGACUGCCUCAUCAUCUAUAAUGUGGCAGUCAUUAUAUCUAAAAAUAUGUUAUCAAUCCUGGCGUGUGUGUUUGUGUUUGAGAUGCAGAAUGGCUUCUGUUGGGUGAUUCAACUCUUCAGCCUGGUUUGCACAGUCAAAGGAUACUAUGACCCGAAAGUAGUGAGUGGCAAAACCUGCAGCCUCCCAGUAGAAGAGGCCGGGAUCAUCUGGGACAGUAUCUGUUUCCUCUUCCUGUUACUGCAGAGGAGGGUCUUCCUCAGUUUCUACUUCCUGCAUGUGACGGCAGAGCUGCAGGCUUCUGCAAAACAGGCCUCAAGGGGGUUUGAGCUCUUCAGAGCCAGUAUCGUGAAGAACAUUAAGUUCCACCAACAAGCUGAGAGGAAAUCUCUGUCACAGCUUAAGAGAUCGAUGCAGAGAAUUCGCUCCAAGCAGCAGAAGUACAGAGAUGGACACAAAUCAAGUGGAGAGUCCAACAAGAGUCAGACUGCUGAAAACCAGACAGACAAGAAAAGGUCCAGGAAGAAAAAGUGGUCCCAGCCAUGGUUGGACCAUGCUACGGUGCUCCACUCAGGAGAAUACUACCUGUUUGAAUCAGACAGUGAGGAUGAAGAAGAUCUGCAGUCUGAAGAACAGAAGCCUCAGAAACUGACGGCCUGUCAGUUGGCAUACCAAGCGUGGGUGAGCAGUGUGAAAGCAGCUUUGAGAGAACGUCAGAGACACCAGAGACAGCUGAAGAAGAUUGCCAGUAAAGACAAAGAAGGAAAAAUGUAUUCACAACAAGAGGCUUUCCCUGGGAUAGCUUCUGGUGACAAUGAUGUGUUUGAGGACCCUGUCAUUCAGGAGGAGGAAGGGGAGCCAGAGGAACAGGAGUCUGCUCAUGGUGAGAUGGUGCAGAAGAUUCUGGAUAUCCUGCGCUUCUUAUGGGCUAUUGUUCUGGCCAUGUUGGAUGGAGUGACUCAGUGGCUCAACCUGCUGACCAAACAGUACAGAGAGACAUCUACCGUUCUGUGCAACGAACGUUACUUCACGGUACACAAGAUACAGCAGCAUCACACUACAGCAGACUCCACAGAGGACCAGAUAUCUCAGGACAGUGAGAGUCCCACACUGGAGACCUGUUUGGAUGAGACUGAUGCAGAAAACUCCAUUAGAUACAGCUGCCUGGAGGUGGAUGGCGGGGGGUUGACAGGCCGGUCUACCCCCAGGCCAAGGGUCAACAGCACUGCAAACCUCCUGAGUCCAGAACCCCCAUCUAGCAGCAUGGAACUGGUACCAGUGCCACCCACGCAACAACACAGACACUCCAGAACAGCCAGCGAGCUGCUGGGAGAACGGCAUUUCUUCAUUGAGGAGCUGGAGCAGAGCAGAGAGUUUUAUAACAACCAGAACCGUCUGCUGAAGUUGCUCUUUGCCAUGUACAACCUGCUGGCAGCCAACUCCGAGCUAGUCUGCUAUUUCAUCAUAGUGUUGAACAACGUGGUCAGUGCCUCUGUGAUAUCGCUGGUCCUGCCCAUACUGGUCUUCCUAUGGGCUAUGUUGGCUGUUCCAAGACCUACCAAGAGGUUUUGGAUGACUGCUAUAGUCUACACAGAGGUGAUGGUGGUGGUGAAAUACCUUUUCCAGUUUGGAUUCUUUCCCUGGAACAGUGUUUAUGAGAUGACUCUAAAUGAAGACAAACCUUUCUUCCCACCUCGCAUCCUGGGCCUGGAGAAGACUGACAACUACAUCAGAUACGAUCUUCUUCAGCUGUUGGCUCUGUUCUUCCACAGAUCCCUGCUCAUGCGUUACGGCCUGUGGGACCAUGAGGGCCCCCUGGAGGAGCAGAGCCCCUCACCAGAAAGUUGUAAGGAUGAAAAAAAUGAAGAUGGAGGCGGGAAGGAGGAAAGAGGAGAGGUGGACGAACUGGACCAACUUGAAAAGGAUAAGGUGGACUAUGUUGAACCGAGUACCAGCUCUUCUGCUGCUGCGACCUCUCAGCCUCCUACAGCGGAACCAGCACCCACUGGGUCAACAGACGGACAGGGAUCUUCAUCUGGGCUGAAGAACGGGGAGGAUAAGAUGGAGGGAGACAAUGAGCAGGUGACAGAGGAAGUCCCAAAGAAAAGCAGCAGUAUCCGCUUCCGCAAGAAACCCAAACAACCCAAACAACGGGGCAGCAAAGUGGAGCCCACAGCUGAGACUGCAGAGCCCUGUGAAGAGCCAGUGAAGAAGAAGCAGAAAGGCCGGAGGAGAGAGGAAGCCAGUCAGAGAUUGCUGGCUGUGGGACACAAGAUAAAACAUGUCUUCAUCUCUGGUAUUCAGAGUAUUUACAGGCCAGCUCAGGGUUUCUUCAUGGGUAUUCUCCAUGCCGAGUAUCGGGCUGCCACAGAUGUCUAUGCACUCAUGUUCCUGACGGAUGUCAUCGACUUCAUCAUCAUCGUCUUUGGGUUUUGGGCUUUUGGGAAACACAGUGCAGCAGCGGAUAUAGCCUCCACCCUGUCAGAGGACCAGGUUCCCGAGGCCUUCCUGGUAAUGCUGCUCAUCCAGUUCAGCACCAUGAUCAUCGACAGAGCCUUGUACCUGCGCAAGGCCGUCUUGGGAAAACUCAUCUUCCAGGUGAUCCUUGUGUUUGGGAUCCACCUGUGGAUGUUCUUCAUCCUGCCUGCUGUCACUGAAAGGAUGUUCAAUCAGAACUUUGUGGCCCAGCUCUGGUACUUUGUCAAGUGUAUUUACUUUGGCCUGUCAGCCUAUCAGAUCCGCUGUGGAUACCCCACUCGUAUCCUCGGCAACUUCCUCACUAAGAAAUACAACCAUCUCAACCUGUUCCUCUUCCAAGGGUUUCGUCUGGUGCCGUUCCUGGUAGAGCUGCGAGCAGUGAUGGACUGGGUUUGGACCGACACCACUCUGUCUCUGUCAAACUGGAUGUGUGUGGAGGACAUUUAUGCCAACAUCUUCAUCAUUAAAUGCAGCCGAGAGACAGAGAAGAAAUACCCACAGCCUAAAGGGCAGAAGAAGAAGAAAAUAGUGAAAUAUGGCAUGGGUGGACUCAUCAUCUUCUUCUUGAUCUGCAUCAUCUGGUUUCCCCUUCUCUUCAUUUCAUUGGUCAGAUCAGUGGUGGGCGUGGUCAACCACCCUAUCGACGUCACAGUGACCGUAAAGCUGGGAGGAUAUGAGCCCCUGUUCACCAUGAGUGUGCAGCAGCAGUCCAUCAAGCCCUUCACCGAGACUCAAUAUGAACAACUCACCAAAGAUUUUGGAGACAAUGCGGUAGCCAUGCAGUUCAUCACUCUCUAUAGUUACGAGGACAUCGUGACGGCCAGCAUCGAAGGUAGUUCAGGAUCGGUUUGGAGGAUCAGCCCCCCCAGCAGACAGGAAGUCAUAAAGGAACUACUUGGAAGUCAUGCUGACCUAACACUACGUCUGUCCUGGAAUUUCCAGAGGGACCUGGGUAAAGGAGGGACGGUGGAACACACCUCCGACAAGCACUCUAUAGACCUGCAACCCGGGGACCCAGUCAGAGCAGAUCUGGCCUCACUGCUGAUUGGCAAUCACACUGAGCCGGUGCAUGUUCCUAAUAUGUUCCCUAACUACAUCCGCGCCCCUAAUGGAGCUGAGGCCAAACCAGUCAGUCAACUAGAUAAAGGUAAUGAAGGGUACCGGAAUAUAACACUAUCCCUGAAGAGUGACAGGUCACUGAACGGCAGUGGGAAUCAGGAGUGGUGGGACAUCGCCAUCGCAGGCUGUGCCCCCACCUCAUGUGGGGUUCUACCCAUGGUCAUAUUCAAUGACAAAGUCAGUCCACCCAGUCUGGGCUUCCUGGCUGGAUAUGGGAUCAUGGGUCUGUAUGUGUCUGUGGUCUUAGUCAUUGGGAAGUUUGUGCGUGGCUUCUUCAGUGAGAUCUCCCACUCCAUUAUGUUUGAGGAGCUGCCCUGUGUGGACCGCAUCCUCAAGCUCUGCACAGACAUCUUCCUGGUGCGUGAGACUGGAGAGUUGGAGCUGGAAGAGGAACUUUACUCCAAAUUGAUCUUCCUCUAUCGAUCUCCGGAGACUAUGAUCAAAUGGACCAGAGACAUCCACAACCGAGACCAAGACAGAUACUGACUGACUGGCUGAUAACGUUUGGUUGCAAUAGAACACAGUGAUUUCUGAAGCACAUUGCAAAGAUGUCCAUGAGGACAGCACAUGGGAGGCUUCUUCCUCCUUACCCGAGUGGACAUUGACUCACAGACAAGGAGACACAUGAAAGGAGAUUAUUAGACACUAAUAGACAUACUGUAUGAAACAUCUCCUGUUGCUGGACACUGGUCGCUGUUGCAUGUUCACAGCUGCCUAAGCACUUUCAUCAAACCACCUUACACUACAGACUAUUGAGAGUGGAAUUGCAGUCACACUAUGGGUGAGAUUGACGGCAGCAGGAUCGGACAUAUCGCCCCUAGAAGGCAUCAUCAGAGGUCAAAUUGAGCGGUGUUUCUCCACUGCGUGGCUGUAACCAUCUGCAGUUACUGUAUCAGUAUGCUGAUUGAUUUGAACGUGCCAUGCUGUCUAUCAAACUUGGAAAUGUUUUAAAAAUCAUUCAAUCUUGUAAAUGUGACGUGUGUGUGCAGUGGCCAUGGUGAUUUGGCUUUACAGCAUGAAACAAGGUUUAAAGGGCUAUUUUAUGUUCUAUUUACCUGGUCAGAAGUAGCCAAAGUCUGAGUUUGGACUGGUAAUCAAAAGCAGCUCUUUCAGUUCCAGGCCACCACAGCUCCCAGGUUCAGGGACAAUGGAUAAGACAGGUUAGUGAGCUGUGGAUCAGGCUUCAGGAAGACAAGUGUCCUGAAAUAGUUCCUGCUGGUUGCCUUUAGUUGGCCAUUUCAAAACCCAAGUUCAGUUCAGUUCGCUUCAGAAUACCUUUUUUAAUUAAAAUGUACACACAGCAGAGCACAGACAUACAGUAAACCUCAAUAAGACCCACAGGACGCCCCUCAGACAAGUGUUGGAUUUGAAUGUAACAUAAGGGAAAAUUGCAAUAUGAUUUCAACCAUAAAAAAACAUUUUGGGUUUAAGUGCCGGUUCUUUGUUGGUAUAAUGAGUGUGCAACCUUUACAAGAAAAUAAAGUAAAACAGCCCUCUA